CGUUGGUGUGACGCCAUCACGCUUCUUUCGGGCGGAAGGGUACUAGCGGCUACGGUUUCCAAGGCAACAGCGGUGGAUCGGGGAGGGCCCACAUGCAGGAAGGAGUAGCUUUGGCGGGAGAGUGGAAGCAGUGAGCUGCGUCGGGGAGUAAGGUAUAGGAUCCAUUAUCUGGAAACCUUUAAGCCAGAAAGCUCUCAGUUACAGGAAGGCAGAGAAAAUGGAUUUCAAAAGAAAGAAAGGGCAGGCAUCAGGCCUCCCUGCUUCACAGACCAAAAAACUGAGAGGAGACUGGGACGAUGAUGCUCCUUCCCAGUUUGAGGAGGAACUGGCUUUCAUGGAUGAAGUGGAAGCAGAAAUGGCUAUGGAGCUCAGUGAAGGGCAACUCAGUGCUGAUAUUCUCCCUGUUGGAAAACUCAUCUCUGACAAUAUCCCUCCAAAAUGGUUAAGGCCGCCGGUUUCGCUUACCGACCCCAAAGAGCAGACUCUUUGCUUUCAACAGGUUGAACUGGACCACUAUGUGGGAAGUCAUGUCUCAGGAAUGCUGGGAGCGACACAGGGACCUGUCCCCAUCAUUCGUAUGUUUGGGAUCACAGAAGAAGGAAACAGUGUCUGUUGCCAUAUCCAUGGCUUUGCACCUUACUUCUAUGUGCCCUGCCAUACUGGUUUCAAACAGGAGGAUUUAAGUGACUUUAAGAAGGAGUUAAACUCAGCUGUGAUUAAAGACAUGCGUUCCAACAAAGACAGCAUCUCUCAGGCCGUCCUGGCUGUAGACGUCUGCCACAAAGAGAAUAUGUACGGAUACCAUGGGAAAAAGAUAAUACCAUUUAUGAAGAUUACCAUGGCUCUUCCACGUUUAAUCGCGCCUGCAAAGCGUCUCCUGGAACAAGGCUUGCGGUUCGGAAGGCACCCCACACAUUGCUACCAAGCCUAUGAGGCAAACAUUGAUUUUGAAAUCAGGUUUAUGGUGGACAAUGAUAUUGUUGGGUGUAAUUGGAUCGAACUCCCUGCAGGCAAAUACCGUUUGCGUAAAGAAUCACAAGAUGAAGGGCCUUCUAAAGAAAAUCCUAGCAAGGUGUCCCUGGCUCAGAUAGAGGUGGACAUCAGCUGGGCUGAUCUGAUCAGUCAUCCUGCAGAAGGGGAUUGGCAGAAAAUCGCUCCUCUACGAGUUCUAAGCUUUGAUAUUGAAUGCGCCGGCAGGAAAGGUGUUUUCCCUGAGCCUGACAAGGAUCCGGUGAUCCAGAUUGCUAAUAUGGUGCUGCGCCAAGGAGAAAAGGAUGCCUUCAUUCGCAAUGUCUUCACGCUGGGCACUUGCUCAAGCAUUGUGGGUUCCCAGGUGCUCUGCUUUGAUCGGGAAGAUGCACUUCUCAAGGCUUGGGCCGAUUUUGUUCGCACUAUCGACCCGGAUAUUAUUACUGGAUACAACAUUCAGAACUUCGAUAUGCCGUACCUGAUCAACAGGGCCCAGACUCUCAAGGUCCCUAAUUUCCCCUUUCUCGGUAGAAUCCGAUCUAUGAAAUCCGUUAUCAGAGAUUCUUCCUUCCAGUCGAAACAGAUGGGCCGGCGGGAGAAUAAAGUCAUUAAUACAGAGGGUCGGGUUCAGUUUGACUUGCUGCAGGUUCUGCUGCGAGAUUAUAAGCUCCGAUCUUAUACAUUAAACGCUGUGAGUUUCCAUUUCCUGCAAGAACAGAAGGAAGAUGUGCAGCACUCCAUUAUUACUGACUUACAGAAUGGCAACGAGCAGACCCGCAGGCGACUGGCAGUUUACUGCCUGAAGGAUGCCUACUUGCCCCUUCGGCUCAUGGAGAAACUUAUGUGCGUCAUCAACUACAUGGAAAUGGCGCGCGUGACUGGCGUUCCUCUCAGCUACCUGCUGUCUCGCGGCCAGCAGAUUAAAGUGGUGUCUCAGCUUCUAAGACAGGCCAUGAAACAAGACCUGGUGAUGCCCGUGGUCAAGUCAGAGGGAGGUGAAGAUUACACUGGGGCUACAGUCAUUGAACCCCUGAAAGGGUAUUAUGAUGUGCCAAUUGCCACUCUUGAUUUCUCGUCUCUGUAUCCAUCUAUUAUGAUGGCCCAUAAUCUCUGCUACACCACUCUGUUGCAGUCUGGAUCCAUAGAUAAAUACGGCCUCAGUCCUGAAGAUUUUAUCAAGACCCCAACUGGUGAUUGUUUUGUUAAGGCGAGUAUAAGGAAAGGACUGCUUCCUGAAAUUCUGGAAAACUUGUUAUGUGCCCGAAAACGGGCAAAGGCAGAACUGAAGAAAGAGACUGACCCUUUUAAGCAAAAGGUGUUGGAUGGGCGUCAGCUGGCACUGAAAGUCAGCGCUAACUCUGUGUAUGGUUUUACAGGAGCACAGGUUGGCAAACUGCCCUGCUUGGAGAUAUCGCAGAGUGUCACCGGGUUUGGCAGACAGAUGAUCGAGAAAACCAAGCAACUGGUUGAGUCCAAAUAUACUCUGGACAAUGGAUAUAAGGCUGACGCCAAGGUGAUCUAUGGCGACACGGAUUCUGUCAUGUGCAAACUUGGGGUGCAGACCGUGGUGGAGGCCAUGGAGAUAGGAAGAGAGGCAGCAGAAUGGGUGUCCAGUCAUUUUACUCCUCCAAUAAAACUGGAAUUUGAAAAGGUUUAUUUUCCCUACCUGUUGAUCAACAAGAAGCGAUACGCCGGGCUGUACUUCUCAUCCAGCGCCAAUACUCAUGAUAAGAUGGACUGCAAAGGAAUAGAGACUGUGCGAAGAGACAACUGCCCACUUGUGGCCAAUUUGAUAAAUACUUGUCUGCAGAAAAUUCUGAUUGACCGGGAUCCUAUGGGAGCCGUGGAGCAUGCUAAAGACGUGAUCUCUGAUUUGCUGUGCAAUCGGAUAGAUAUCUCGCAGCUUGUGAUUACAAAGGAGUUGACGCGGACGGCUGAUGAGUACGCAGGGAAACAGGCCCACGUGGAGCUUGCAGAGAGGAUGAGAAAGCGUGACCCUGGCAGCGCCCCUAAUCUGGGAGACCGAGUUCCGUAUGUGAUCAUAGGAGCUGCAAAAGGAGUGGCCGCUUAUAUGAAGUCUGAGGACCCCAUUUACGUGCUUGAGAAUAACAUCCCUAUCGACACCCAAUAUUAUCUGGAACAGCAACUUGCAAAACCUCUUCUUAGGAUUUUUGAACCCAUUCUGGGUGAAUCCAAGGCCGAAAGUAUUCUUCUGAAGGGGGAGCACACACGCUGCAAGACCGUGCUGACCGCCAAGGUUGGGGGCCUCAUGGCGUUUGCUAAGAAACGCAGCACGUGCAUUGGCUGCAAAGCAACACUAAAUCAUGAUGGUGCUGUGUGUAACUACUGCAAGCAGCGCGAGUCUGAACUUAUCCAGAAAGAGAUCUCUCAACUUUCGGGCCUAGAAGAGAAAUUUUCUCGUCUUUGGACCCAGUGCCAGCGGUGCCAGGGCAGCUUACACGAGGAUGUUCUAUGCACAAGCCGUGACUGCCCAAUCUUUUACAUGAGAAAGAAGGUGCAGAAAGACCUGGAUGACCAGGAGAAGCUGAUCCUUCGCUUUGGACCCCCAGCUUGGUAGGACCCUGUCCCUUCAGGACAAAGUGGACAGACUGAGAUAAGAUCUUCUCUCCUGUAGGUUCCUGAUUGGGUUUGGGAAAGGAGUCAGGAGUUGGGCCUGCGAUUUCCCAGAUGUGUUUGCCAAACACAGAUACGGAUAGCGGCCAUCAUGCUUUCUGCAUAACUACUGGACAUUGCCCUCAGCUGCCACUGAUCUGGGAGCAUAUAAUGGACUGGCGAUUGGGGUUUCUUUUUGGCACACCUUAUUACCUUUUAUAUUCCCAUUACAGAUAAAAAAAGCUUUAAGGCACUUAAAGACCAUAAGUUGCUAUACCCUGUCAUGGUGCCAGGCAAAGAGCUGCGCUCGGGCUGUAUCGCCAUGUUGGGGUUGGCAGGGGCACCAUUCCCAUUUGUUCCAUUUGUACUUAGAAUACAAACUGAGGGCUGCUCCUCUGCUUCUUUUCUGGGAAGACUUCAGGUUUGUUACACAUUCUGUUUCAUCCACUUGAUGGAUUCUCAGGUUUUUGUACCGACAACAAAUAUCUAAGGAAUAAAAUAUUUUGCAGUAACUUA
Messenger RNA from Xenopus tropicalis (tropical clawed frog), 4098 nucleotides. It is a transcript of the gene pold1, whose product is annotated as polymerase (DNA directed), delta 1, catalytic subunit. The transcript has 28 exons. Gene Ontology annotation, molecular function: DNA-directed DNA polymerase activity; DNA polymerase activity; DNA binding. Gene Ontology annotation, biological process: DNA biosynthetic process. Lineage: Eukaryota; Metazoa; Chordata; Amphibia; Anura; Pipidae. Bases 218 to 3547 code for a protein of 1109 amino acids. Gene Ontology annotation, cellular component: delta DNA polymerase complex; nucleus. The record is from RefSeq and is a predicted model, not a curated record.